GCAUUUUUUAUUUUUACCACAAAACAGUGAUUCAUUUUUGAUGUGCUUCCCCUCCAGUAAAUACUUCUUCAUGCUAAAAGUGGUGGGAAGAUCCCCAUAUGUACCACUAGUCCUAUUUUCUCCAUUAACAAUACUCAAACUGUCACAUUUUCCACCUCCACCUUCUCCUUCCAGGAAAUUUAGAAAUUACUGCUGUAUUUCCUUUCAUAAUUAUCCAAUAAACCCUUUGAAUUACACUCAUGUGUUUUCCCCACCAACACAAACUCACGCUUUGGUAUACCAUGUCUAUAACUUCCUCUUCCAACCGCACAAGGGCUACUGACGUUAAAAAAAGCAGCGUUUCAGAGGCAGUGCUCACAUCUAUUUCACCAGCGCUGAGAUCAACAUGGCAGCAGAGAACGUACAUCAUCCAGACACUGGAAAAACAGAAAAGCAUCAGUCUGAGGACACCCAGUGUAAAAAAAAGAAGUUGAAAUUUCUGAGAUUCAGCCUUUCGAUGGAAGAUACUGAGAUGGGUGGGCUUCAGGAACCAUCACAUCCACAACCAGGGAAGGAAGAGAAGGACAUCGAGGCCGACUGUUUAUUUGAUGACGAUUUGCUUCAUUCCCUGGCUAACAUGAGCUUGAAUCUGUUUGAUGAUCAAGAUUUUGACGCAGACAGCCCUUCGUGCAACAGUGACUGGCAGUUAAUCGAAAGUGUGGUCACACCUGAGAAUGCUGAAAUUACCUAUAUUUCUGCACGAAUUUGUGAAGCGAUUGAAGAACAAAGAAAUUGGUUCCUGAAGGCAUUUAAACACAGAAAGUAUGUUGCACCAAAACGUAAUGCGUUAUGUUUGGAGAGCACCAAGUCAGCAAAAAUCACCAUUUCUAAUGUCAUCUGCAAUGGCAAGGUCACCAAUGACGGUCAAUCAGGUACUCCUGUUGUGCUGAACUUUACGGGCACAGAUAACUUCCUUUCCUGCGACAUCAAAGAAGAGAAAAAGAUUUUAACAGUUAAGACUUAUGACAGAACCAAGAUAAUGGCGUGUGAGGAUGACGAAAAGUCAUCCCUUAUUUUCUACAUGGUUCAAAAGUACGAUGGUCUCCGGUAUUUUGAGUCGGUGCGCUACAGAGGAUGGUACAUUCACACUAUAAAUGAAAAUGCUGUGAAAAUGGAAGAAGGCAAUAGUUCAGCUAGCUGUUCCUUUGUCUUAGAGUGAGAGUGAUACCACAAAACUCACUGAAUGUUCUUAUGACAUCAAGGAU
Labeo rohita (rohu) is the source of this 1244-nucleotide messenger RNA. RefSeq lists its product as uncharacterized. The coding region runs from base 386 to 1198 and encodes 270 amino acids. NCBI's taxonomy places the organism in Eukaryota, Metazoa, Chordata, Actinopteri, Cypriniformes, Cyprinidae. Gene Ontology annotation, molecular function: cytokine activity. The record is from RefSeq and is a predicted model, not a curated record. Gene Ontology annotation, biological process: cellular response to lipopolysaccharide; macrophage chemotaxis; positive regulation of gene expression. The transcript is spliced from 5 exons.